GAAAUCUCCUUCCAGAAAGGAGAUGAGUCAAGCUCCCGAGCAUGGACAAGUUGGUCCUCAAGGAGAACAGGAGCACGUGAGUGUGCAUACCGAGGCGUCUAGCUUUACACCGCAGCAUGAAGUUCCGGAGCCGCUAGUUCCGCAAUUGAAUGCCGUACCUCAGGCGGUUCCUUAUCAGCAUCCGCAGAUGGCGGCCAACAUGCUCCAGUUCCUCCAGCAGAUGGCCGGGGCGCAUGUACCACCACCGCCACCGCCGCUUCCUAUGGUCGUGGUCACGAUUGAGAAGCUGAAGAAGAACGGAGCCGAGGAGUUUUGUGGCGGCCAGAUCGCGGAACCCAUGGUCGCGAAGCGCUGGCUCGAGCGUGUGAGUCGAGUACUUGGGACCUUACGAGUUCCAGCAGAGCAGAGAGGCGACCUAGCUAUCGCCUUACUUCAGGAUGCCGCCUAUGACUGGUGGAAACGCGCAGGAGCGAACAUCCCGGAGACGGUGCCGUGGGUGACCUUCGACGAGCUCUUCCGUGAGGAGUAUGUGCCCGAGCACUUCAUGGAGGAGAAGCGUGACGAGUUCAUGAAGUUCACGCAGGGUGAGCUGGCCGAGUAUGGUCGGGACUUGGUGCCGACAAUGGAGAAUAGAUGCAAGCGCUUCAGGGAGGGGUUACGCCCGACGAACCCUGGUGAGGCGUUCCCGACAGCGCCCGCAGCCUCAGCUCCAGCAGCCCAGCCUGCACCGAGUCAGAAGUCGGUAGCGGCGUCCAGUCAACCGAAAAGGCCGGCUCAGAGCACUCAGUCCGGGAAGGCUCCAACUCGUACUUAUGCGAUGCAUGGACGCACUGAGCAGCCCGCUUAUGAUGUGAUUAUGGGUAUGUUCACCUUAUUCGAUACAUCCAUAUCUGCUUUAAUUGACCCAGGUUCCACAUUGUCAUAUGUGUGUACAUCUAUGCCUGAAUCGUUUAAUAUUCCGAGAGAGAACCUGGAGAAUCCGGUGAUUGUGUCCAAUCCGUUGGGACACAGUCUAUGUCUCAAAUAUAUCUAUCCUGGCUGUCCGCUAGUUGUGCAAGGGAAGAGCUUCCCUGCAAAUCUGAUAGAGCUCCCACAUCGAGAAUUCGAUGUUAUCCUGGGCAUGGAUUGGCUUACAGCCAAUCAAGCCGUUGUUGAUUGUGGCACACAUACGGUACGGCUGAAAGCCGAAGAUGGUAAUGACGUUCUGAUCCGUGGCGAGCUUUUCCCGAAGGCUCCUGAAUUUAUCUCAUAUAUGCAAGCUCGUCGCCUCAUACGCAAGAAAUGAUUGGUAACAUGAUUGGUACCCCUUUUUUUAAAACUAUCUUGGUGGCCACCAGUAAUGCUUCCGGAGAUCCUGGAACAUCUUGUUACUACCGGGGUGCAUGGUAUAUACCGUACUAUGUGCUUCACGGAGGAGACGUUCCCUUACCUCCCCCACUGGCACUACCACACGUGCCCGAUACAACAAGACACCAUCCUCACGGACAGAGAAGUCGGGUU
Molecule: messenger RNA, 1500 nt
Organism: Cuscuta campestris
Lineage: Eukaryota; Viridiplantae; Streptophyta; Magnoliopsida; Solanales; Convolvulaceae
Source: the annotation of a GenBank genome assembly